Molecule: messenger RNA, 1669 nt
Organism: Rhinichthys klamathensis goyatoka
Lineage: Eukaryota; Metazoa; Chordata; Actinopteri; Cypriniformes; Leuciscidae
Gene: mdh1ab
Product: malate dehydrogenase 1Ab, NAD (soluble)
Exons: 9
Coding region: 131-1132 (333 amino acids)
Biological process (GO): oxaloacetate metabolic process; tricarboxylic acid cycle; malate metabolic process
Cellular component (GO): cytosol; mitochondrion
Molecular function (GO): L-malate dehydrogenase (NAD+) activity
Source: RefSeq, a predicted model, not a curated record
ACUACAUUUCCCAGUAGACAAUUGAAACGCAGGUGCAGCGACAACUUGUUGCCUCGUGAGAGAAAUAGGGGUGACCUCCGCAAUCACCGGAGUAGUGGAAAAGCCUCUGUCAUUUCUAAACCAGCUGAAAAUGGCUGAGCCUAUUAGAGUCCUGGUUACCGGCGCCGCAGGGCAGAUCGCAUACUCUCUGCUGUACGGAAUCGCAAAGGGAGAUGUCUUCGGUAAAGAUCAGCCCCUGGUUUUGGUUCUGUUGGACAUUACUCCCAUGUUGCCUGUGUUGGAGGGUGUUGUUAUGGAGCUGCAGGACUGUGCCCUCCCACUUCUGAGAGAGGUCAUCCCCACCGAUAAAGAGGACGUUGCAUUCAAAGAUUUGGAUGCUGCAAUCCUGGUGGGCUCCAUGCCAAGGAGAGAUGGCAUGGAGAGAAAGGACCUACUUAAGGCCAACGUUGCCAUCUUUAAGGCUCAGGGGGAGGCACUAGACAAGUAUGCAAAGAAAACAGUCAAGGUUCUAGUUGUUGGUAACCCAGCCAACACUAACUGUCUGAUUGCGGCCAAAUCCGCCCCGUCCAUCCCCAAAGAGAAUUUCUCCUGUCUGACACGCUUGGAUCACAACAGGGCUUGCUCUCAGGUGGCAAUGCGUUGUGGCAUUUCAGCAAACGGUGUGAAGAAUGUGAUCAUCUGGGGAAAUCAUUCGUCUACGCAGUACCCUGACGUCCACCACUGCAAGGUGAUUGUGCAGGGAAAGGACGUGACUGCCUUCGAUGCAGUGAAGGACGAUGCCUGGCUGAAGGGAGAAUUCAUUUCUACAGUGCAGCAGCGAGGUGCUGCAGUCAUUAAGGCCAGGAAGCUCUCCAGUGCCAUGUCAGCCGCCAAGGCCAUCUGUGACCACAUGAGAGACAUCUGGACAGGCACUUCCGAGGGUGAGUUCAUCUCUAUGGGUGUCUUUUCCACUGGAAACUCUUAUGGAGUACCUGAGGACCUAAUUUACUCAUUCCCUGUUUCAAUCAAGGGCAAGACCUGGAAGAUUGUUGAUGGGCUGGCCAUCAACGACUUCUCAAAAGCCAAGAUGGAUGCAACAGCAGCAGAAUUAGUGGAGGAAAGAGACACCGCUGUCUCUUUCCUGGGUGUGUGACUGGAAACCCAGCCAUAUUCACCACUCUUAGAUGCCCAGAAAACUCCAGAAGCACGUUUGUGAAACACUCGAGAAAAUCUUUAUCUUCCCCUGAAACUGUUACAUAAAUUCUAGAACUGUAUGUACUUGAAAUCCUAAUUCUUCCUUUUCAGCUGGAUUUUGGCUGAUUUUUCAGAAUUGGAACCUAGUCUUGUUGUUUAGCAGGGACUUCGGUUGUUUCCCUUCCUGUUUUUGGUUUUCCAUCUGAGCACAGCUGAGAAACAAUAGUCUAAAACAAGAUGUUAGUUAUUUGUAGACUGCCCUUUCUAAUUAAAGCUGCAUAAAGGAGAAACAAAGCCUGGAAAGGACUCAGAGUACAUAAAUUAGGUCUUUCUUUGUCAUUUUCCAGCCUUUACUGAAAUUUCAACUGCUACAUGUCUGACAGGUGUUCAUCAGAAAUGAACAAGGACUGUUUAAUGUGUUAAAGUGCUUUGGUAGUGCGGUUACUGUAACAGAUUUUAUAUGUAUUCAGCAAUAAAAACUAGACAUUAAAAUGCA